Molecule: messenger RNA, 2013 nt
Organism: Boeremia exigua
Lineage: Eukaryota; Fungi; Ascomycota; Dothideomycetes; Pleosporales; Didymellaceae
Product: amidase signature domain-containing protein
Exons: 2
Coding region: 96-1775 (559 amino acids)
Molecular function (GO): catalytic activity
Source: RefSeq, a predicted model, not a curated record
ACGUGAGAGCCAGCGUAGGCCUCACAUAACUUCGGAGGCUCAGACAACUCUUCUCGGUUACACGUAUCACACUCCAGGCCUACAGUACUGCAAUCAUGUCGAACAAUGAUGCUACGGCGGCACGGUUCCUGAAUUACCCCACACCGACGGCACGCGACGCUCCCUACACACCCCCACCCCCAGCUAAGAACCCUGUGAUCAAAGGCACACCAUUGAACUACCUUGGAAGCAUUGUUGCCGCAGUACCUGGCCUGCCGUACCUGCUAUGGAGCAACGCAGGCUUCAGCUCCUUGCGCAGCUGCAAGGAGCUUGUCGGCAUACAACCUCGAUACGAUCCAACCGUAAUCCCAGUGUCGGCGUCUCUUGAUGCAGCACCUAUCUUGCCUGUUAAUGUGAACGAAUUGCGAGUCACACCGAUAGACACGAAGGAUCGCUUCUACACGGUCGCCGACUUCAACAAUGCCUACACGAGCGGCACGCACACACCGACCGACGUGGUAGAGACCCUAUUACCUCUUAUACGUAGAGACUCAAAACAGCGUACGCGUCAUUCCACAGCUUUCAUGCCUAGUCAGAUUGAGCUUGUUCGAGAAGCGGCCGAGGCAUCGACCAAGAGAUGGAAGGCUGGCAAGCCCUUGAGCAUAUUGGACGGUGUUCCGUUCGCCGUGAAGGACGACCUUGAGGUCAAGGGCUACAAGAGGUACAUCGGUACCAGUCAUGACUACACGGAUGGUAGAGAACACGAAGCGGAGACGAGCUGGUGUGUAAAGAAGGUCGAAGAGCAGGGUGCUGUUCUCAUCGGCAAGCUUAACAUGCAUGAGCUGGGUAUGGACACCACGAACAACAAUCCUAUCUGGGGGACGCCAUUGAACCCGUACCAUGAACAGUACUAUACUGGAGGCUCAUCUGGAGGUGCGGCGUCCGCUGUCGCAGCCGGACUUGUUCCCUUUGCAAUUGGGUCAGACGGUGGUGGCUCUGUUAGAAUCCCAUCGAACUACUGCGGUCUCUAUGGACUCAAGACAUCCCACAGCCGAGUUUCAACGGCUCCUCUGGCGAAUGAUGGCACGUCUGUGACGGUACGAGGUCCUUUGGCAAGCAACAUGGCAGACCUAGAGAUCUCAUACCGUGUUCUCGCACAGCCGGAUCCUUCAAACUACCCAUCCUCUGAGUUUCAACCACCGCGAGCCUUUACAGGCCCCCGUGACAAGAUCCUUGGUAUUUACAAGCCGUGGUUCGAGCGCGCCGAUCCUCCUGUCCAAGAAGCAUGCCAUUCGGCUCUAAACUAUUUGCAGUCUGAGCUUGGCUACCAGGUGGUGGAUGUCAGCAUCCCUCUUCUUCAUCAGGGGCAGCUUGCCCAUGCCAUGACCAUUCUUGCAGAAGGCGCAUCCGGUCACAAGACCUCUGUGUACGAGCUCACGCCAGCCAACAGAAUCCUCAUGAGCGUGGCCCGGCAGACACCAGCCACGGACUUUCUGCUCGCCCAGCGCGUCCGCAAUGUGAUCAUGGAACACCUCGCUUACCUCUUCAAGAAGCAUCCAGGUCUUAUCAUCGUCACACCCACAACUCCCAAUGCGGGUUGGCCGAUCGAAGAAGCGGACCUGGCUCACGGUAUGACGGACGCCAACAUGCAACUCAAGAACAUGGAAUACGUCUGGCUUGCAAACUUCACAGGCGUCCCCUGCAUUCAAUUCCCAGUCGGGUAUGUGGACGGAGUCAAGGGUAAGGGUAAAGGCAAGGUGCCUAUCGGACUGAGCGGACAGGGUGAGUGGGGGUAGCGAAGACGCCCUGAUAGAAUUUGGGUUCGAUGGCGAGAAGUGGCUGCACGAGGGCUAUGCAGGUGGGAAGCUGAGACCUGGGGCGUGGGUCGACGUGUUGAAAGCUACGUAAAGACGAGGAGGUAGCCACCGCGCCCUGGCACAGUCGAGUUGCCUUUUGGCAGUUUUAAAGGAUUGAAAUCUUCUUUAGCACAGGCAGUAGGGAUCUGAAAUACAACUGAAUUCCCCCACUAAAGUG